AAUUUUUCAGUCAGGAAACUCAAACCAAACAUCACAUCAGAAUCUGAGAGAGUCGCCCAAUUUAUUGAAACCUGAAUAUCAUCGGAUUUUGAACAUGGAAGGAAAAAGCACCAUUCACAGUGGAGAGAAACUGUGGAAAUGUGGAGACUGUGAGGAGGGAUUCAAAUUUCCAUCUGACCUGGAAACUCACCGACGCAGUCACACUGGAGAAAGGCCAUUCACCUGCUCCGUAUGUGGGAAGGGAUUCACUCAGUCAUCCAGUCUGCUGAGACACCAGCGAGUUCACAGAGGUGAGAGACCAUUCACCUGCUUUGACUGUGGGAAGGGAUUUGCUCAGUCAUCUAACCUGCUGAGACAUCAGCGAGUUCACACUGGGGAGAGACCAUUUACUUGCUCCAAGUGUGGGAAAGGAUUCGCUCGGUCAUCUGACUUGCUGACGCACCAGCGAGUUCACACUGACGAGAGACCUUUUAAAUGCUCAGACUGUGGGAAAUGCUUUAAAAGUUCCCGGGACCUGAUGCUCCAUCAACGUGUUCACACGGACGAGAGACCAUUCAGGUGCUUUCGUUGUGGGUCUGGAUUCAGACAGUCAUCUCAACUCACUGAGCACCAGCGAGUUCACACCGGGGAGAGGCCAUUCACCUGCUCUGACUGUGGGAAGGGAUUCGCUCAGUCAUCCAACCUGCUGACACACCAGCGAGUCCACACUGGAGAGAAACCUUUCACCUGCUCUGACUGUGGGAAGGGAUUCACUCAGUUAUCCACCCUGCUGAAUCACCAGAGUGUUCACACUGAUAAGAGACCCUUCAAAUGCCCAGAAUGCAGAAAGUGCUAUAAAAAUUCCAGGGAGCUGAUGUCCCAUCAACGUGUUCACACUGAUAAGAGACCUUUUAAAUGCCUGGACUGCGGAAACUGUUUUAAAAGUUCUGGGGAAUUGAUGCGCCAUCAACGUAUUCACACUGACGAGAGACCAUUCAGGUGCUCUCACUGUGGGACUGGGUUCAAGACAUCAUCUGAUCUCACUGUACACCAGCGAGUUCACACAGGGGAGAAGCCGUUCACCUGUCCCAACUGUGGGAAGGGAUUCACUCAGUCAUCCACCCUACUGACACAUCAGCGAGUUCACACUGGGGAGAGACCAUUCAUCUGCCCCAAGUGUGGAAAGAGAUUCACACAGUCAUCCAACCUGAUGAGACACCAGCGAAUUCACAACCAGCUGAGCUUUCCGUUUCUUCACACCACUUCCAAGGCCCUUCCAAGCAGUCAGCCUCCAGAGGUCACAACUAUUGGCAACUGUCUCCCCGUUGUCAGUGUCAAUCUCCUCCACCUUCAUAUCCUCCUUGCAGUGGAGACCUGGAUGUCCGGAGGAUUGUUACCCAGUGGCCAGUUCACCUACAGAAGAGCUCUGGGUAAACAGCCAUCAUCUAUCCGAUGGACGUGGCUGAGCCAGCACUUUUACUUUAGUUGCCCAAUUUAUCAUGAGUAUCAUCAGAAUUUGAACAUGGAAGGAACAAGCACCAUUCACAGUGGGGAGAAACUGUACAUGUGUUCUGUAUGUGGUCAAAGCUUCAACCAAUCAUCUGGUCUGUCAAAACAUAAAUGCAGUCUCAACAGGGAGAAACCGUGGAAAUGUGGCGAUUGUGGGAAGGGAUUUAAUUACCCAUCAGAACUGGAAACUCAUCAGCGAGUACACACUGGAGAGAGGCCGUUCACCUGCUCUGUAUGUGGAAUGGGGUUCACAAAGUCAUCCACUCUGCUGACACACCAGCGAGUUCAUACUGGGGAGAGGCCAUUCACCUGCUCUGUAUGUGGAUUGGGAUUCACUCAGUCAUCCACUCUGUGGACACACCAUCGAGUUCACACUAGGGAGAGACUGUUCACCUGCUCUGUGUGUGGAAAGGGAUUCACUCACUCAUACACCCUGCGGACACACCAUCGAGUUCACACUAAGGAGAGACCGUUCACCUGCUGUGUGUGUGGGAGGGGAUUCAUUAAUUCUUCCAACCUGAUGACACACCAAAGAGUUCACACCAAUGAGAGACCUUUUAAAUGUCUGGACUGCGGGAAGUGUUAUAAAAGUUCUCAGGAACUGAUGUACCAUCAACAAGUUCACACUGAUGAGAGACCGUUCAGGUGCUCUGACUGUGGGACUGGGUUCAGACGAUCAUCUCACCUUGCUGUACACCAGCGCACUCACACUGGAGAGAGGCCAUUCACCUGCUCUGAGUGCGGAGAGGAAUUCACUCAGUCAUACACCCUGCUGAGACACCAGCGAGUUCACACUGGGGAGAGGCCAUUCACCUGCUCUGAGUGUGGGAAGUGUUUCACUCAGUCAUCUGCAUUGCUUAGACACCAGCGAGUUCACAGUGGGGUGAGGCUGUUCACCUGCUCCAAUUGUGGGAAGGAAUUCACUCAGUCAUCCAACCUGCUGAGACACCAGCGAGUUCACACUGGGGAGAGGCCAUUCACCUGCUCUGAUUGUGGAAAGGGAUUUACUCAAUCAUCUAACCUGCUGAGACACCAGCGAGCUCACAAGUUACAACAGUGAUUGGAUUUUGCUGUUAAUCACAUCGAGGACUGAACUAUGUUCAUUGGGUCUGUUAAUAGACUCCACCCCACCCAAGUUAUAGAGGCUAAUAUUCUGGACAAAGAUCAAGUUUCUUUUCUUUGUGAUAAUCACACUGUGUCAUGUCUUUUUAGUAUCUCUGAAACAAGUUAGUUCCUUUUGAAGGGCUCUCCCUCUCCCCCGUCUCCUCUAUCCACACCUCCAACAACAAGUGUUAGGUUCUCAUGGAGUUUCUUUGUCAUUAAGAUUGAGACAAUAUGAUCAGCUGCUUCCCUCCCUUUCAUUAGCCCACUGGGUCAUUCUGUCUUUAAACUUCCCCCUUGUCUGAACUCACAUCUUUCUCUGGUUUCCCUCCUACCUCCCAUCAUACCCCCUCAUUGCUCACCUUGUCCAUGAGACCUGCCUUCUCCCUUUACUCUUUCCCCACUUAAAGCACUGAUCACCCAACUUCCCUACGUUAUCUGAUAUUGUUAAUGGCUCUGUCUCUCUUCUGAUACUGUCCCUCUCCCCUUUAAAUUCACCCUCAUCAUCCACCCAAAAAACCUUUGACACCACUGUCUUUGCAAAUAUUACUACCCCAUCUCCAAUCUCCCUUUCCUCUCCAAAGUCCUUGAAGUUGGUGUUCCCCAAGGAUCUAUCCUUGGCCCCUCCUAUUUCUCAUCUGCAAGCUGCCACUAGGCGACAUCAUCCAAAAGCACCGUGUUAGUUUUCACAUGUACACUGACAACGCCCAGCUCUACCUCACCACCAUCCCUCUCCAUUCCUCCACUGCUUAUCAAACUGCUUAGCCGACAUCCAGCACUGGAUGAGUAGAAAUUUCCUCCAAUUAAAAAUUGGGAAGACCAAAGCCAUUGUCUUCAGUCACCACUACAAAUUCCGUUCCCAAACUCCCGAAUCCAUCCCUCUCCCUGGGAACUGUCUGAGGCUGAACCACACUGUUCACAAUCUUAGUCUCAUAGCUGACCCCAAGAUGAGCUACUGAUCACAUAUCCACACCAUCACUAAUACCAGAUAUUUCAAUCUCCAUAACAUCUCCUGUCUUCACCCCACCCCAGCUCAUCUGCUGCUGAAACCCUCACCUAUGUCCGUGUUACCUUUAGACUUGAUGAUUCCAAUACAUUUCUGAUCAGCCUCUCACAUUCACCCUGCCGCAACACGGAAAUGUGAGAUUAUCCAAAACUCUGCUGCCCGUGUGCUUUCUCAGACCAUGUCUCAUUCACCCAUCACCUCUGUGCUCACUGACCUACAUUGGCUUUUGGUCAAGCAAUGCCUUAACUUUAAAAUUUACAUCCUUGUUUUCAAAUUCCUCCAUUGCCCUGUCCCUCCCUAUCUCUGUAAUCUCCAGUUUCUCACAUCCUGUGAGAUAUCUGCACCCUUCUCAUUCUGGCCUCUUCAACAUCCCUGAUUUUAAUUACUCCCCCAAUGGUGCCUGUGCCCAUGCAUGAAACUCUGAAAUUCCCUACUUAAACCUCUCUACCCCUCUAGCUCUCUCUCCUGAUUAAAGAUGCUUGUUAAAAUCUGCUUCUCUAAUCAGCUUUUGGACAUCUGUUCAAAUAAAGACCAAUGUGACUCAAUGUUAAUUUUUUCUUUAUGAUAACUCCCCCAAAGCACUUUGGGAUGUUUUAUUACAUUAACCAUGUUAUAUAAAUACAAUUUGUUACUGUU
Molecule: messenger RNA, 4231 nt
Organism: Carcharodon carcharias (great white shark)
Lineage: Eukaryota; Metazoa; Chordata; Chondrichthyes; Lamniformes; Lamnidae
Product: zinc finger protein 850-like
Exons: 3
Coding region: 95-2548 (817 amino acids)
Biological process (GO): positive regulation of reciprocal meiotic recombination
Cellular component (GO): nucleus
Molecular function (GO): recombination hotspot binding; histone H3K4 methyltransferase activity; histone H3K36 methyltransferase activity
Source: RefSeq, a predicted model, not a curated record